Molecule: messenger RNA, 1209 nt
Organism: Dictyostelium discoideum AX4
Lineage: Eukaryota; Evosea; Eumycetozoa; Dictyosteliales; Dictyosteliaceae
Gene: dus2l
Product: tRNA-dihydrouridine synthase 2-like protein
Exons: 2
Coding region: 1-1209 (402 amino acids)
Biological process (GO): tRNA processing
Molecular function (GO): flavin adenine dinucleotide binding; tRNA dihydrouridine synthase activity
Source: RefSeq, a predicted model, not a curated record
AUGGAAGAACAACAACCACAACAAGAACAACAACAACAAGAUUGGAUUGAAUCCUAUAAAAAAAGUAAAAAUGGUGUUGUAAUGGAUUAUUAUAAUAAAAAGAUAAUGGCACCAAUGGUUAGAGUUGGUACAUAUCCAAUGAGAAUAUUAGCAUAUAACUAUGGUUGUGAUAUUGCAUAUAGUGAAGAAUUAAUUGAUUUAAAACUUAUGAAAUCAACUAGAGUUGUAAAUGAAAAAUUAAAAACAAUUGAUUUUAUUGCAAAAGAUCAAACAUUAUGUUAUAGAACAUCAGAAAAAGAUGUUCGUAAUGUAUUACAAUUAGGUACAGCAUCAUCAAUGACAGCAUUGGAAGCAGCAAAAGUUGUAUGUAAUGAUAUUUGUGCAUUGGAUAUUAAUAUGGGAUGUCCAAAAUUCUUUUCAGUUCAAGGUGGAAUGGGAUCAGCAUUAUUAUCAAAACCAGAGACAAUUAAGGAUAUAUUAACAACAUUGAAGAGAAAUUUAAAUGGUAUUCCAAUAACAUGUAAAAUUAGACUACUAUCAACCGACCAAGAAACUAUCGACCUAUUACGUAUAAUCGAAUCCACUGGUGUCAGUGCAAUCGGUGUUCACUGUCGUAUGAUACCAGAGAGACCAAGGGACCCAGCACAUUGGGAUAGAUUAGAAAACAUACUAAGCAAUGCAUCGUUCAGUGUGCCAAUCAUUGCAAAUGGUGAUAUCUUUGAACAUGCAGAUAUUGAAAAAAUUAAAAAACAAACUAAAGUAGACUCAAUAAUGAUUGCAAGGGGUGUCGUUAAGAAUGUUUCAAUCUUUAGUAAACCUUCACCAAUUGAUUUAAAACAAAUCAUUCAAGAAUAUACUGAAAUAGCUUAUCAAACUAAUAAUAGUCCUGUAAACACUAAAUACGUUAUCAAUAGUAUGUUAAAUGAAAAUAAUAUUACAACUAAUAAAGAAGCAAAAGCAAUGUCCUCUGCUCGUGAUUAUGAUACAAUCACUAAAAUUUGGGGAAUCAAUGAUAAAUUUAAACAAUUUUGUUUAGAAAAUAAUAUUGAAAAAGAAGAUGAUAAAAAUAUAAAUAAAAAUAAAAAUAAUAAUAAUAAAAAUAGUAAGAAAACAAAACUUGAAGAAACUAAUAAUCAAUGUGAUAUUAAAAAACAAAAAAUAGAAGAUGAAGAUAAAAAUAAUAAUAAUAUAAUUAAUAAAGAAGAAUAA